This is a messenger RNA of Solea solea (common sole), 2378 nucleotides long. RefSeq names its product 5-azacytidine induced 2 (gene azi2). The coding region runs from base 253 to 1449 and encodes 398 amino acids. Gene Ontology annotation, biological process: canonical NF-kappaB signal transduction. Lineage: Eukaryota; Metazoa; Chordata; Actinopteri; Pleuronectiformes; Soleidae. The transcript is spliced from 8 exons. Gene Ontology annotation, cellular component: cytoplasm. The record is from RefSeq and is a predicted model, not a curated record.
ACGGCUUGUCAGAGGUCAUGUCGUGGUUUUAUUUUGAAAGGUCUCCAGUCAAGUGACUCCCGGAAGUUUUUGUUUCCUCACCUGUCAGUUCUGACACUGUGCGAGUGUUCAUCCUCGUCUCUUUGGCUGUUUACCAGAAACAGGUCUUCUCUUAUCAAGAAUAAAUGAUCGCGCUGUGUGCUCGGCUGACACCGGACUGAGGACAGCAUCCAAAGCGGUCAUCUAGCUGCUACAGCGUAGGCCUGUGCAAGCAUGGAGCCUCUGGCAGUGGAUGAUGACAUCUGUAUUCUGAAACACGAGACAGCCUUCACCACCUCCGGCGAGAGCCCAGUAUCUGUGUGUGCUGGUGACGAGUCUGUCGCUUCCCACUUUGCCCUGGUCACAGCCUAUGAGGACAUCAAGAAGAGGCUGAGAGACACGGAGCGAGAGAAUACUCUGCUAAGGAAGAGGGUCAAGCAGCUUGAGGAUAAGCUCUUCAGGCCUGAUGCACCUCCAUCAGAGGGUCCCCAGUAUGUGAAUAAGGCCUUCAGUGCUUACCGAGGUAUCUAUAUAGAAAAGGAAGAUCUGCAGAUGGAGCUGAACAAACUGAAAAAGGAGAAGAGUGAGAGUGAGAGGUUGCUGAUGGAGCAGCUCCAGGCCAAAGAGUGGGAGCUGCUGCAGCUGAGGACAGAAAUGGAUACCAGCCAAGGUACAGUGAUGAAGAGCCUGAACAGCCCUCAGGAUUACUGGCAGGUGGACAGGGUCAGCACUGAGCUGAAGAUCCACAAACUACAGGAGGAGCUUGAGAGAGUGACACUGGAAAACAGCAGACUGCUGGAGAGAGGUGGGGAGGAACCCCACGGCCUUAAUGGACCAGACUUGGGCCUGACCUGUGACACAAAGUUUAAUGCAAGUGAGAGGAACAUGCAGCAGAUGUGCCAGGCUUUGAACAGUGAGGUCAAUCGUCUCGUCUCAGAGCUGAAGCACCAAUCGGGCCUGAUCAGUAAACUCAGGCCGCUGAUCAACGAAACAAGACAAGCUUCCUCAACAGUUCCAAUACAGUGUCUGGAUGACGUAGAAAAGAACAACCACCCAGGUCCUCGGGCGUCCGUCCCUCGUCCCCCUAGUGCCCCCCCACUCCCCUCGUGUUCUGGACGUCCCUGCCCUCCUGUCGGUGGCCCAUCAGGCACCCUGUUGCCAGACAGCCUGAAGGAGGACUGCUGGUACAAUGGACCCUGGCCCUCACAUAGCUGUUCAGAAGAGGCUUUAGCUGGCAGCAAUGCCGUCCUGCCCCCGCCUCCCUUAAACCAAGCUUCCCUGGACGAGAGCUCGAGGUCCUUCCCUAGUCCUCCCAAGCCCAGUGACGCCAUAUUCUGGGAGGGACACUCUGCUGCAUCCAGCUCCUCAUCACUUAUGGGAAACUGCAGUCCUAGGAGCCCUCCUAACACUGAGUGGGCAAAGCCCUAUUGAGAGCAACUUUGACCGGAUAAUAGAUGAUUAUGAAAUAGUUUGCAGUUGGACGAAACAAUGAUGACUCGAUGGAUGACUUGACUCUGCAACCCUGCCACAUAGCUACCACCUAACCUGCCUUAAGCUGAUUAGACCACUCCCCUGGCCUGGACCUACUGGUUGUGGGAACUAACUGAAACCAGAGGAAGCCUUUCAGAGGUGAAAACUCUGCACACCUGCUGAUUUCUCUGCUCACUGCACUGGUGAACUUAUCUGACCAUGCAGAGGGAAGGUUGAGGAGAGAGGCCCUCAGUAGAAUCUAAAGUUUUUUCUGCGAGUGUGUGUCCUUGUGUGCACAUGAGUCAAAGUGUGUCCCAGCGCGCAUACGAGCAAUUUAACUUCAGUGUGUGCAUGUACGCACAUUAAAAAGCGCGUGCCUGUGUUUGCAGAUCAGUGUGCGGGCAUCUCUUGCCUACCAGUUAUCUGCAUCUCAUCAUAAUGAACCCAGUAGGGCUCAAAGAGCCUCUUUUCUUCAUUCAUUAUGCCCAGUGAUCACUGCGGCCACAGCUGGACACACAGCAGAAUACUUUGUAAAACUGUAUUCAGUAAAAACGCAGGUCUUUUUACAUUUGAUCGCUGUAUAGUAUUCAAGGUCCCAUGUAUGUCUUGUGGUCAUGUGAAGAAACUGUGUAGGUACAAGGACUUGAUUUGGUUGUUUCUCUUCUGUGACUGAAGGUUUAACUGUAGGGUAAUCACAGAGUUUUUGAUCUAAAUUUUAAAGGCUACCAAAUAAACCCGUCUUUUCUCAACUGUUUUCAUAUCAGUCCUUACACAUCAUUAUCCAAGAAGGAAGUUAAUCAUUAUAUGCUUACCAAAUCGUUUUUGAGAAUGCAGUCACAAUGUUUGGAUUUAUGAGAUUAAUGAGUCGCAAAUAAUAAACUUUGAUCUUA